Messenger RNA from Brenthis ino (lesser marbled fritillary), 1278 nucleotides. The record is from the annotation of a GenBank genome assembly. NCBI's taxonomy places the organism in Eukaryota, Metazoa, Arthropoda, Insecta, Lepidoptera, Nymphalidae.
AUGUUAGUGGACAGUUUGAGAAUGCCGUGCAGUGAAGAUGACGAUUCCCAAAGCGGUUUCAACUCGGAGCCUUCGCAGGCUUUAUCUAAAGCCGAAUUGCGAAAGACGAACAAACCGAUUAUGGAGAAGAAACGUCGCGCGCGCAUCAACAAUUGUCUAAAUGAAUUAAAAGAUCUUCUAAUGGAUGCUAUGGAUAAAGACCCAGCACGUCAUUCGAAGUUAGAAAAGGCAGAUAUACUCGAAUUAACCGUCAAGCAUUUACAAACUCUACAAAGACAGCAACUUGCAGCAGCCAUCGCCGCAGACCCCGCAGUGCUUCACAGAUUUAAGGCCGGCUUUGGUGACUGCGCUGUCGAAGUUCGCAAAUACCUCUCCCGACUUGCAAAUGUUCCAACCGGCUUGAGAUAUCGACUAGGAAACCACCUUAACACGUGUAUUUCUGGAUUUGAACGUCUUCAUCCAGCUGAUUAUCCACCGCUCAUACCGGAUCCUCUACGGCUUGACGAUGAAAGACCGAGUGCCUUCCAUUAUGUAAAGUCAACGAAACCCACCAGUCCACCUUUAAGUCCACUCUCCUGUGACUCCGCGUGUGAUUCUUCAACCGAAUUAGAGACCCCACCGCGUCCUAUACAAAAAUUCCCAUUUCCAACACCCCCUAGUCAUUCUGCGUCAGAUCAAGAUUCGAGUCCCGAGCAAAAAGCAACAGUAUCUUCAACAACAAUAUCACCCGAAACGUUAAAACAGGAGGCGUUACGAAAUAAAAAGUUAAUGGAGCCCCUUUCGAUUGUGAUCGACGUUGAAAACUACAAAAUUGGGAUCGACGCCUCACCAAAACGAGCAGUCGAUUACUCUAUUCGCCAAAAGUUAAAACGACACGCAGAGACGAUAGGACCAGUGCCAAAAUUAAUUAGAAUAGAAAGUGAUAAAACUUUGACGAUACCAGAAAGAAGUGCAUCUGAAAGAUUAGAAAUAAAUCUUCAAAAAGUAGAUUUAGAUAGAAAAAUAGCUUUAGAUAAGCAGUCAGCAUUUCGCAAAUUUCCAGACAGAAUACCAAGUUACCCCGACCGCAAAUUAACUCUGCCUGAGAGUAUACCAGCAGUAGCAGAAAAGCAUGAGAGGAUAGGACUUCCCAGAACAGUAAUAAGUCAUACAGCGGAAUCCUUAGCACAAUCGAGCAGCAUUAAAAUUGAAAGUCCGAAACAGAAGGUCGAGGCCGAUACAAGUUCGAAGUCGCCGGGACAAGGUGCGUCGAGCAGUUCAGAAAUGUGGAGACCGUGG